Panicum virgatum (switchgrass) is the source of this 1811-nucleotide messenger RNA. RefSeq lists its product as uncharacterized. Bases 78 to 1121 code for a protein of 347 amino acids. Gene Ontology annotation, cellular component: membrane. Lineage: Eukaryota; Viridiplantae; Streptophyta; Magnoliopsida; Poales; Poaceae. Gene Ontology annotation, molecular function: metalloendopeptidase activity. The transcript is spliced from 11 exons. The record is from RefSeq and is a predicted model, not a curated record. Gene Ontology annotation, biological process: CAAX-box protein processing.
AUGGAAGGGGGAAACUCAUAAGCUUGUGGCUUGCGGCCUUAUCCCUCGUGCCUUCCGGAAGGCCCGGACGGUUUACGAUGGCUUCGCCGCCGUCUCUUCUCUGCAGCAGAUCCCUGUACCUCCAUAUCUCCAAGCAGAGCCUGCACCCAGUUACCUCACCAAGAACAUGCCGCCGUCUAGUGGCGGGGGCAGGAGCAGGCCCGCUCGUGCCGCGGCCGCCGGGGACCCGGUGGAGGUGGACGGGGCCGACGGCCAUCUUCGUCUGCCGAUGCUCCUCCGACGCCGAGAAUGGAACGCCCACGCCUCCACAAGAUAUGGAGAAAAGCUUGGAUGAGUGGCCUGUCCUUCGGCGGUGGGAUGUGCCGUGGGAGUGGCCAACCAUUUCCCUCACCAUGGUGGCAUGCGCAGUAAGCUUUCUUCUGACAGGAAUGGUUGAGCAAUCUAUUUUGGAGCAGUUAGGUUUUCAAGUUGGGGAGGCAACUCUAGAUGAGAAAGCAGAAGUACUCUUCUUGGGACAAUUUAGCACGACAGUUGUUGUGCUUGGAGCUAUAUUUGGCAUCACCAAUACCUUUCGACCAUUCUCAGAUGAUAUCUUUCGUUACAAAUUCGAGGAACCAUUUAAGCUGCAAAACGGUUGGCUUUUGUGGGCUGGAGUCGGCAUCCUUGUUGCAAUAAUUUCUAUUGCUUUAGCUGAAGCUGCAAUGACAUUUCUGAAUGGUGAAACACCACAGAGAGAGACUGACUCACUAGUCAUUCUAUUGCCACUGAUUGGCUCAUCAGGUAUCAGCACUGCCUGUCUGCUGGGCAUCACUGGGGUUUUGGCGCCGAUUCUUGAGGAAACUGUCUUUCGAGGAUUUCUAAUGGUGUCCUUGACUACGUGGUUCUCCACACCAUACGCUGUGCUUAUCACUGCAGCAGUGUUUGCAUUCGCUCAUCUUACACCAGGAGAGUUUCCACAGCUUUUUGUACUUGGUGUUGUCUUAGGAUUUUCAUAUGCUCAAACUCGCAAUCUUCUUACUCCUAUCACAAUACAUGCUGUCUGGAACUCCGGAGUAAUAUUGCUGCUAACCUUUCUUCAGCUGCAAGGUUAUGAUAUAAAGGAGCUGUUGCAGGCAUCUUGAAGAUUUCACUUGAGAACUGUGAAUGAUAGCAACAUCAAGAUGCAACCCAGCCCCAGGCGGCAGGGCCCUUCCAUGCUGUAUAAUAAUCGACAACCGUAGCUGGUGUCUUACCUGCUAACAUUAUUCGGAGGGUAAAAAAAUGCUUGUGGUUCUAUCAAUUGGAAUAUUGGAUGGUUGUUUUUUUCCUGAGAACACAUUAUAAUCCGGAUGUUACAUGUUUUGGUGUUACGUUCUGAGCAAUUCUUUCUCAACCGCAGUAACGAUUAGAAGAAGAGACGUGUCAUGGAUUCAGAAGAAUCAGAAUGGAAAUCCUGCUCUCCAUGUCAUCGUGUGCAUGGAUAGAGAUGGAAACGGUAAAGAAUGUCCGUUAUGAUAGCAACUGCUUGUGUGACCUGGAGACUUAAAGAAUGUCCGUUAUGAUAGCAACUGCUUGUGUAUAUUUCAAAAAAAAAAACUGCUUGUGUGAGCCGGAGACUGUAAGUUGUAGCAUUAAUGUUGUUACGUGACUAGGACUACUUCCUUGUAAAUCAGGUAUGUUCAGGGAGACGAAACUAGCUAUAAUCGUGUAGUCCUAGUAAUUCAUCAUUUUUCCCAUUUUCACUUCAUCCAUUAACCACUCUUUGUUGUAAUAUAAUGAAUUAAUGAUCAUUCUUAUCUAUCAUAUGUAAGGCAAAACAGAGGUUUUGAUUA